This is a messenger RNA of Closterium sp. Yama58-4, 4293 nucleotides long. NCBI's taxonomy places the organism in Eukaryota, Viridiplantae, Streptophyta, Zygnematophyceae, Desmidiales, Closteriaceae. The record is from the annotation of a GenBank genome assembly.
AUGGAACCACUGAAUGCAGCAGCAGCACGGGCUCCUUCUGACAGUUCAGCAGUCCAGUCGCAGGAAGCACCACCGUCUCAGAAGCAGAGUCAACAGAGUCAACAACAACAGCAGCAGCAGCAGCAGCAGCGGCGGCAGCAGCAGCAGCAGCAGCAGCAGCAGCAGCAGCAGCAGAAGCAAGAUGGGAAUAAGGAGCAGCGGAAGGAAGCGACAGUCACUGUCCCUUCGCCUGUCCCUCCGCCGGUCCCCCCUCACCUGGUGAACUGCGAGGCGAUGGUCAAAGCCGUGACGCGGUAUGAGAGGUUCGCGCGCGGACGGGACGUGGUGGAGCAGGUGCCGUGGGCUCUCGUCCGCCAGGGGAAAGGCGGUGAGAAGGAUCGAGUUUUGAGAGCACGAAGAAUGAGCGGCGGGAUCUUGAACCACCAGGAGGAGGGGGAGGGGGAGGAGGGGGGGAGGAGAGGGGUGGUGGAGGGACCGUACCCGCCGUGGGUGGUGGGGGCUGACGAGGAGAAUUACCCGUUGACUCGGCGCGUGCAGAGGGACAUCUGGCUGCACCAGCACCCCGCUGACUGCUACCACCCUUCAGUCAAGUUCCUCUAUGCCACGUUCGUCCCUCAGUCAAAGUACGGCAUUGGCGCGCAGCUCACUAAUGUGGCAGGGGCGUUGGCGCUGGCAGUGGCGUCAGGGCGGGUGCUGGUGCUGGGGAAGUUCCCGAGGGCCAUGCACAGAGGGUGUGAGGGACGCAUGCACGGCCGCUGGAAGUGCUUUUUCGCGCCAGAAACAGGGGAUGCGUGCAGAAGGCGAGCUCACGACCUAAUGGCCAAGCAGAAAGCGCAGCAUCCCAACAACCUGCCUGUCACCACCACCGACUCAAACCACACGGCAGAAUCAAAUCUUCAGGGCGGAUCCGAUCUGCCAGCGGAAUCAGACGUGUUCUCAAACCUGACAGUGGUGCGGCGGCAGGAUAUUCCUGACAAGCUCGUGUGGUUCCCCCCCGUGCCUGCCCUGUGGGGGGAGCCGUGGCGGCGCAUCCCUGCUGUGAUUGAAAUCAACGGGCACAUGCGGCAAACCACCAAGACCGGCAACAAGGACCGCUGGUGGAGGGCGCAGGCGUGGCGCUUCCUCAUGCGCUCGCCCUCGCGCUACCUCUGCGGCGUUCUCAACCGGGCCAGGCACGCGGCCUUCGGGCCAAUGGCAGCUCGCCACGUGGCGCAAGCAGAAGCCGCAAUCCUUCAAGCCAAUAAGCUGGGCUUUGGUGCAAACACUCACCGUGUUAACCUCUCUGGGUCUGGAAAUCCACAGCUCAUCUCUGCUGCCUCUCGUAUUUCCGGUAGUGCUGCCGAUACGAGUGAUGUUCAGAGUAAUGGCUCACAAAGUGGUGAUGUUAACGGCUUGCUCGUAGGCGCCAGGUCAGCACCGUGGGUGCCGCGGCCGCUGGUGAGCAUGCACGUGCGCAUGGGGGACAAGGCGAGGGAGAUGCGGGUGGCGGGUUUCGGCACGUACCUGCACCUGCUGGCGAGAGUGCGGGAGUUUGACCCCUCUGCUACAACCGUCUGGCUUAGCACAGAAAUGCAGCCGGUGGUUGAUAUGGCCAUUCGAACUCCCGGAUGGGACUGGAAGGUCACCAACGUACCUCGGAUGCAAGGAAAGGAAAGCAUGCCAGCUUUUGAGGCCCGAAUUGGAGCCCAACGUGGUUCUGAAAAUGCCUGGGUCAAUCUGCUUAUGGCUGCAGAGGCGGAUUAUUUCAUAGGUGCCCUUGGUUCAACGUGGUCCAUGCUGAUUGAUGGCUUGAGGUGUACAGGAGGAAAGAUGCUUGCUGGAUUUCUAAGCACAUCUCGGGACAGGCAUUGGCUGAUUCCAGCUGACUCCGCGAACUCAGAGGCUGCAGCUCAGAUGGGUAUCGGGGGGUUCUUGCGGUCCGGAGCCUCCUUCGCGGGUCAGUUCGUGGCCGUUCUCGCUGUCCACACUCUAGGACGGGUCGUAUGGCCUUUCUUCCGAGUCGCCGCGAUCGCCAGCAGCAAUGUCUGGUCCAAGCUGCCUCUCCGCCUGCCGAUGCCAGAAGGAGCAGCGAAUUCCGUGGCGCGGCUACGGCCGUUCUGCCUGCCGGUGCUGCUGCAGGUGGCGCUCAGCUCGCUCAUCCCCCUCGCCUUCCCCGAUGUCUGGCGCACUCUCCGCUUCUGGGACCGCCUCAUGCCCAUCUACCUGGGGUAUAUGAAGACAAAGCUGGCGGUGCGCAAGAAGCCCAUUGAGGUUCGCCACGUGAAGUGGGCUGUGCGCCACGAGUGGGGCGGCAAGCUCGUGCACGACCUGGUGCUGCGGCUCAGCGGCCUCUACGUCAAGUCUGCGCAGAUCCUUGCUUCCAAAUCGAGCCCAUCCUCACACUCCUUCCACUGCCAGGCACAGGACUUCAUGCCAGCAGCGUGGGUGCGGCGCCUCUCAUCGCUGUUUGACAACAUGCCCCUCUUCCCAACACUCACACACCUGACAUCCCCUGCCCACCCCUCUCUUCCCUCUCCCCCCCCUCCCCUCGCACAGGACUUCAUGCCAGCAGCGUGGGUGCGGCGCCUCUCAGCCCUAUUCGACAACGUGCCCUCGCGCUCAAUACUUAUACGUGACAUGCCGCCCCGGCCCCCCAAUUCCACCCCCCCCCAUUCCCUCGCACAGGACUUCAUGCCAGCAGCGUGGGUGCGGCGCCUUUCAGCCCUAUUCGACAACGUGCCCCCCCGCCCCUACUCGCAAGUCAUCCGCUCCAUCCAAUGCGAGCUCGCCAUCUGUCCUCCUCCCGGCCCCUCCCCCACCCCUGCUCUUCUCCCGCCUCCUCCUGUUGGUGAUACUUCUGCUGCCUCUGAUGCUGCUGCUGCGAAUGGUGAAGCCUCUUUGCUCAAACCCGCUACAGCCAACGGUCCAGCCGGUCAAAGCAAGUCAACGCAGGUCAAGCGCCGGGCACUCCUAGUAGCAGACGUCUUCGAAAGCAUAGACGAGGACUCCCUAGCCUCUGCCUCUAUUGCCCAGGCCCAUGCAGCUGUGCUCCUGCACCCCCUCCCAGAGAACAACCCUACUGAUCCUUCCAAGGUGCUGCCUAUCCUGCCGCACCUCACGAGCAAGGAGAGGGAGGCCCUUGGGAUUGCCGUGGAGGCGGUGGUGGUGAAGGUGCAGCAUCUGGGCAUGGAUAUCAUCAUGCGCUCCGACCUGAGGAAUAUUGGCCGUGUGGCUGAAUUUCUGUCUCCUCAACUGCCCUUCGACCUCCGCAAUAUAGUGAAGGAGAUACAGCAGACCAUUCCCAACGAGUUCAACUUUCAGAGGGAGGCCGCCUUCAUGACCACCAUUCGCCACAACCUCGCCUGCCGGGGCUUCCACCAAGUCGUCUGCCCCACGCCCAUGCUGAGUCUCUGCACACGGCGCAUGAUCGUCAUGGAGAGGCUCUACGGAACACCAUUCACCAAGAUAAUCGACUCGCUACACCCCUACAAGGAUUCCUCCCUCCUCCCUCCGCCUCUUGCCGCCACACGCCAAGAAGCGAUCUCAGCCGUCCGAUCCCUCCUUGAAUCCUACGGUGCUAUGUUCUUUCUGGACGGGGUUUUCCAUGCCGACCCGCAUCCAGGAAACCUUUUGCUGCUGCCCGGCGCCAAGCUCGGGCUGCUGGACUUCGGGCAGUCGAAAGUUUUGGAGCGGCAGACAAAACGUUCGUUUGCCCGAAUGGUGGUGGCGCUGUGUAAGGGUAACCAGCUGGAAAUUGCCCUAGCAUUACUGGGCACAGGAAUAUCCUUCGGGGGGGAUGCUGAUUGGACUACCUUCUUUAAUAAACCAGGGGAGGUGGCAACAGGGGUGGGAGGAGCAGUGGGGGCAGAGGAGGGUGGGAAGGACGAGAAAGUUGAGCCAAUGAUGAAUGGACACGUGUCAGAGAGUGCGCAAUGUAACGGCGUGGCAACAGCAAAAAGUGUGGGUGCUCCUGCUCCGGCUCCUUCUCCUGCAGGGCUGGGCCUUGCGACGCUGCUGAAGGAGGUGGGCCCGGCAGGGCUGCUGGCAGCAGCAACGCCGCAGCGGCUGCAGACGGUGCAGACGCUGUCAUACCUCAUGUUUGACACUCGACCCAUGGCUGAGGCCCAGAUGUCGCCCCUUGCUCAGGAGUCUGUUUUGCAGAGGGCGCCUUUGAAAGCCUUCAAUCAGUCCUACUGGCUGAUCGUGAGGGCCAUGCUGCUGCUACGCGGCUUGUGCCAUUCGCUAGAUGCUGACAUCUCAGCCGUCCAAUUGUGGAGGCCUUAUGCCGAGGCUCUUCUUGCACAAGACCCAUAG